This is a messenger RNA of Wasmannia auropunctata (little fire ant), 1859 nucleotides long. RefSeq lists its product as uncharacterized. The coding region runs from base 9 to 1859 and encodes 616 amino acids. Gene Ontology annotation, biological process: regulation of DNA-templated transcription. Gene Ontology annotation, molecular function: protein binding. Lineage: Eukaryota; Metazoa; Arthropoda; Insecta; Hymenoptera; Formicidae. The record is from RefSeq and is a predicted model, not a curated record. The transcript has 10 exons.
AGGACACCAUGUCGGUCGAAGCAUUAUCCGGCAAAGUUUUUAUGAUAAUAACUGGUGCGAGUCGCGGUAUCGGUCGCCAAAUCGCGAUAACACUUGGUUCGAUGCUGGAGAAAGAUUCGCGCGUGCUUUUAUUAGCGAGGAAUAAGGAUGCGUUGCAGGAAGUUGCAAAAAGUAUACCGUCCAAAGUGAAAGUCUGUACCAUUAGUGCGGACUUAAGUAAAUCAACUGAUACCAAAUUAAAAGAAUUCAUGUCGGAAUCAUUGAGGGGAACUACUUUCAACGCGUUUGAUCGAGUGAUUCUGGUACAUAAUGUUGGUUCCCCGGGCGAUUUCUUUCUAGCAAUAAACGAUUUAUUGGACUUGAAAAUCUGGAGAGAAUUCUACGAUUUAAACUUUUUUGUACCUACCGUAUUAAACGCGGUGGUCAUGAAUAUGUUUGCUAGUAAAACUAUUAAAAAGACGGUUAUCAAUAUUACAUCCAUGUUUGCAGUUCAACCGUGCACUGGCGCUGGCCAAUACGCUUCCGUGAAAGCAGCACGAGAAAUGUACUUUAAGGUAUUUGCUCUGGAAAACCCUGAUGUUAACGAUCACAUACAGGAGGUCUUAGAUAAAUGGAAUCAGAUAGACGAUGAAAUUUGGGCGAAAGUUAUCGUCUUCGAGAGGAAUAGACGGGUCGCGAAAGCGUAUGCCAGAGCGCCUGUCCUCACGAUAAAUGGCUCGAACGACGGAUUUGACGGAUUCAGGAUAGGGCUUUGCGGAUUCGACAAUCCCAUGCGAGACCCGAAAACGGAGGAGGCCAAGCGUCACAUAAAUCAGGGAGUGAAAAUAAAGAUGGACGAGCAGGGGAACAUUCUCAUCAAGAGAUUAUGUAAAAAUAACGUGCAUGUGAAAUCGACGAAUCAGGAGGACAACGCGAUCGGUCCGGAGAUCAUACGUAAUUCGCAGGGUGCGCUCGAGCACGAGAAACCCGGAAAGCUGUUCGACAUGAAUAAAUUCCAAACGAAUCUGUCGCGCGAGACGCGGCGGGCCUACCCGGACAGACGGCGAUUGGAGAUGCAGUGCCUGAGCGCUAUCAUAUUCGUGAGAACGGAAGCCGACUUGCUUCAGUGCCCCGUAUGGGUGCUCAUCGUCAACGUCGUAGGAUUGGACAUGCUCAAGUCGAAGCUCCCACCAGUUUUAGCACUACAGAGGCCGGUGGAUAUAAAGAAUAGACCUAGAAUACCAAUACCCGACGAGGAUCCCUACAGCGUGGCUGGCGUGUCGUCGUCCGUGGGUCCCAGCGAAAUAAUGUCGGCGGACAGGGACUCGCGGGAGCAGAUCUACAUGCAGUCGACGAGUUACCAUCAUCGGCGCGCGGAGAGGCCGCCGAAAUUGCCGCCUCGAGAAAAUCUCUACGGCCACGGUAUCCCUAAGCCUGAUUACGACGAUAUAGAGGACGACUACGGCAGGGCGAUGAAGCACCCCAUGAUGGAGGAGAAGCGAAGUAAACACGACGAUAGGAAAAAAUAUGACGAUCCAUAUUAUUGCGGUUUACGGGCACGUGUGCCGAAUUUUGUUAAAAUGGCGAGAAAUGGUCACGGCAAGAUGGGUCCUCUUCCGCCUCGAGGACACCCCAGGGCACAGCCGGCGCCGUCUUACGUGGGCGCCGCUUACGCUAGUAGUCAAUCCUCCCAGAUAUACGGGCAUCUACCGGCCCAUCGACCGCCCAUUAUGUAUCACGCCAGAAGCUUCGAAAGCGGGCUUGAUUCGGACAACAGGAAUGAGUCGCCGUAUAAUCACAUAUACGGAAGGUUACCGAUCCCGACGAGAGGCGUAAUACCUCCGACCCCGCGUGCUAUGUAUAUUGGAGAGUGGGAUUAG